Messenger RNA from Nilaparvata lugens (brown planthopper), 2890 nucleotides. Its product is annotated as protein IWS1 homolog. Bases 143 to 2875 code for a protein of 910 amino acids. Gene Ontology annotation, biological process: poly(A)+ mRNA export from nucleus. The record is from RefSeq and is a predicted model, not a curated record. NCBI's taxonomy places the organism in Eukaryota, Metazoa, Arthropoda, Insecta, Hemiptera, Delphacidae. Gene Ontology annotation, cellular component: nucleus. The transcript is spliced from 10 exons.
UUUUCAGUUGCUUCCGUUCCGUUGUCCGUCUGUCCGUUGCUUUUCUUGGAUUAUUACUGGUUGUGGUGUUUCGGUGUUUGUAGUGUUCAAUUUCUUCUAAAAUAAUAAUAUUAAUCACGAUUUGCGCUGGAAAUUGUGAAAAAUGGACAUUGACAACGACAAUAAUUCGAGCGGCAAUCAAAGUGCAAGUGACAGCGAAGAUGAUAAGGAGUCAGUGAGGUCAGGGAAGAGUGCAGCUUCACACGCUUCGUCUUCUAAGCGAUCUCAUCGCAGCCGCAAGUCGGGCUCCAUUCGCUCGCCUGCCAGGUCAGAGUCUCGCUCGCCCUCGCCCUCCAGGAAUGGCUCAUUGGCAGCACGAUCCCGCUCCAAUUCUAGAUCCUCCAGGUCUAGAUCACCAUCUGGUUCAAGACAAGGCUCCCCGUCUCCUGACAGGUUGCAGAUUAGGUCCCAAUCAAAAUCGCCCUCUCGUUCAAGGUCUGCUUCCAAAUCACCAGCCAGGUCUAACCGAUCUAACUCCGAAUCGCCCGUCAGAUCUCGGGUAGGCUCUAAAUCUCCCAUGUCACGAUCUGGCUCAAAAUCUCCCCCAAGAUCCCCGGCCGGAUCAAGAUCUGGUUCCAGAUCCCCAGCUAGAUCAAGGUCUGGUCCAAGAUCCCCAGCUAGAUCAAGGUCUGGUUCAAGAUCCUCUGCUAGAUCAAAGUCGGGUCCUAGAUCUCCUGCUAGAUCAAGGUCUGGUUCAAGAUCCUCUGCUAGAUCAAAGUCGGGUCCUAGAUCUCCUGCUAGAUCAAGGUCUGGUUCAAGAUCCUCUGUCAGAUCAAAGUCGGGUCCUAGAUCUCCUGCUAGAUCAAGGUCUGGUUCAAGAUCCUCUGCUAGAUCAAAGUCGGGUCCUAGAUCUCCUGCUAGAUCAAGGUCUGGUUCAAGAUCCUCUGCUAGAUCAAAGUCGGGUCCUAGAUCUCCAGCUAGAUCAAGAUCUGGUUCAAGAUCCUCUGCUAGAUCAAAGUCGGGUCCUAGAUCUCCAGCUAGAUCAAGGUCUGGUUCAGGUUCCCCUGCUAGAUCAAGGUCUGGUUCAAAAUCUCCAGCUAGAUCAAGGUCUGGUUCAAGAUCCCCCGCUAGAUCAAGGUCUGGUCCAAGAUCCCCUGCCAGAUCAAGGUCUGGUUCAGGAUCCCCUGCUAGAUCAAGGUCUGGUCCAAGGUCCCCAGCUGGAUCAAGAUCAGGCUCGAAAUCGCGGUCUGGUUCUAGAUCGGCCUCUCCCACCGGAUCACACAGGGCACGAUCACGUUCCAAGUCCGGCUCUGUACGUUCUCGGCGCUCCGGAUCUGGGUCAAGGUCGGGCUCGAGAUCUCGUUCAGUGUCAAGAGCCAGGUCCGGCUCCCGUUCACGAUCACGAUCCAGAUCCAGAUCGGGUUCUCCUAGACAGAAGGCUCGAUCAAGAGCCAGCAGGUCCAGGUCCAGAUCCAGAUCACGUUCCGGAUCACGUGGACGUCGCAGUAACCAGAAUUCUGACGCCGAGGAAGUAGAAGAAAGGAACUCAAUUGUGGAUAGUGACAACGAAUCAGAUAAAGAAAAACAGCAAGGUGGUAAAAGUGGAGAUGAAAGCGACACGAGUAGAGUAGUAAAGAAAACAAAGAAGAAGAAGAGAAAGAUGAGUGAUGAUGAGUCUGGAGGUGACUCGGACGGAAACGAGAGCGACGCUUCGAGCGCGAGUCGACCGAGCAAGCGCAAGAAGAAGAAGAAAGCCAACAGAGCGGUGCUUGACUCUGACGAUGAUGGGGAGGGGGAGGGGGCUGGUUCUGGUGACGAGUCUUCGUCCAGAAACAAGGCCAGUAAGAAAAAGACUGCUCUGUCCGACUCAGAGGAUGAGGAUGAUGCUAAGAGCAAAGCGGAUGAUGACGAAGAAGCGAAAUCGGGGCGAGAAGACGGUGACGCCGAGGAGAAGGCGGAAGGAGAUGUUGAGCAAAAUGCUGACGGCGAAAAAUCAGAGGUGCUACCAAACAUAUCUGAUGAAUCGGACGACGACAGACCUAAUAGAGAUGACGAUAAUACCCAUGGGAUGUCUGAUUUCGAUAUAAUGCUGAUGAAAAAGAAAGAACUGACGAAGAAAAGGAAAAGGAAAGAUAUUGAUAUCAUCAAUGACAAUGAUGACAUUAUAGCACAACUCUUGUCUGAUAUGAGAAACGCUGCUGAGGAGGACCGUAACUUUAACCAGCAGGGCCGACCAGCGACGAAUAAGAUAGCGAUGCUGGCGAAGGCGAUGUCGCAGCUGAAGAAGCACGACCUGCAGCUGGCAUUCAUCGAGCACAAUGUGCUGACUGUGCUCACCGACUGGCUGGCACCUAUGCCCGACCGAUCCCUGCCCUCGCUCCGCAUCCGCGAGUCCAUUCUCAAACUGCUCAGGGAGUUUCCAUCAGUAGAUCAGUCAACUUUGAAACAAUCUGGUAUCGGCAAGGCGGUCAUGUACUUGUUCAAACAUCCCAAAGAAACUAAAGAGAACAAAGAGCUGGCCGGACGAUUAAUUAAUGAAUGGGCUCGACCUAUAUUCAACCUAUCUACAGAUUUCAAAGCUCUAAGUAAAGAGGAGAGAAUGCAAAGAGACUUGGACCAGUUUUCAAAGAGGAGACGCAACUCUGAUGAUGAAGAUGAAGAGGAAGUGACUCCGCAAAGGAAGAAGGACAUAUCCAAGGCACUCACAACAGAUGAAAAAGCGCUGCGGCCCGGCGACAAGGGCUGGGUGGCCAGAGCCAGAGUCCCGAUUCCCUCCAACAAAGACUACAGGGUGCGGCCCAAAUGGAAGACUGACGUCGACAUGAGCAGGGUGCGUACUUUAUUUAGUUACCAAACAAAUUUAUCACUUUCCUCUAUUCUUAGUGCUAAAAGCUAGCAAUUGCUAAUUCUA